Molecule: messenger RNA, 1362 nt
Organism: Cornus florida
Lineage: Eukaryota; Viridiplantae; Streptophyta; Magnoliopsida; Cornales; Cornaceae
Product: zinc finger BED domain-containing protein RICESLEEPER 2-like
Exons: 4
Coding region: 1-1362 (453 amino acids)
Molecular function (GO): DNA binding; protein dimerization activity
Source: RefSeq, a predicted model, not a curated record
AUGGAUUCUGCCAUGAGACUUGACGAAAGUGGAUCAGAAGAUGAUCUUGAUUUAAUCGACCUUGAAGUGGAUCAGAAUGAAAAUGCAGAUGUGCAAGUGCAACCGAAAAAGAAACAGGACACGAAGCGCAAAAGAAAACUCACAUCAAAAGUUUGGUUGCACUAUGAUAUACUUCCACCCGGCAAAGACAAGAAAAGAAGAUGCAGAUGUAAGAAGUGUGGGAUUGAGUAUAUUGCGGAGGGCAGGUAUGGCACUGGUAAUUUAAAGAGGCAUAUAGAUUCGUGUGUUAGGAGGGAUACACGGGACAUAGAAUGUAAAAGAGGGUUAAGGCAAGAUGUUCCUACAAGAUGGAAUGCGACAUAUCUUAUGCUUGAGUCUGCCAUUUAUUAUCGUCGGGCUUUUUGUCAUUUACAGUUGAGUGAUUCAAAUUACAAGUUCUGCCCAUCUCAAGAGGAGUGGAGUAGGAUAGAAAAGAUUUACAAGUUCUUGACUAUUUUUUAUGAUGUUACAAACAUCUAUUCUGGAUCCAAGUAUCCCACAGCAAACUUGUAUUUUCCAUCUGUGUUUUCGGUUCAAUUGACGUUGCGAGAGGAAAUGGAUAGUAAGGAUCAGUUUAUGAGCAAGAUGACAACUCAAAUGUAUUCAAAGUUUGCAAAGUAUUGGUUUGAUUAUAGCAUGAUCCUUGCUAUUGCUGUGAUUUUAGAUCCUAGAUACAAGCUUGGGUUUGUUAUUUUUAGCUAUAACAAGCUUAAUGGUGAUAACAACAUUGAGAACACACUAGUUCGUGAUGCAUUGUUUAACCUUUUUGAUCAAUAUUUGUUGAAUUCUCCUAUGGCUUGUACCACUAAAUCCACAUCUUCACCAAAUGAUGAAAGUGGGAACCAGCAAGUUGAUGAGGGACAGUUAACUAAAAAGUUCAUUGAUGUUAUGAAGGAAUUUGACUCAUUUGAGAAUGAUAAAUUGCUUGGAAAUGCCCAAAAAUCGGAGUUGGAACUCUAUUUAGAUGAACCAAAAAUCAAUAGAAAUGCGAACCUUGACGUGCUUGCCUAUUGGAAAGCCAAUCAGUUUAGGUAUCCAGUGCUUGCUCAAAUGGCUCGUGAUAUAUUGAGCAUUCCAAUCACUAUAGUUGCUUCUGAGUUUGCGUUUAGUGUUGGUGGUCGGGUUCUUGAUCAAUAUCGUAGUGCACUUAAACCAGAAAAUGUGGAGGCUUUGGUAUGCACGAGGGAUUGGCUUUUUGGUUUGAAAGAUACAAUGGAGCUUCAAGUGGAUGACUUGAUUGAUAAUGUGAUGAAACUUAAUAUCAACAAUGAUGACCCUGCUGAAGGCCAAUGUUCCACCAGUGUUAGCGUGACCGAACAUUAA